AUGAGUCAAAUCGGAAAUAUUGACAGCGCAAAAUCGAUUGGGGUUGGGCAAUAUCCUUCUGCUCCUCCAGCUUCAGCUGCUGAUGGUAGCAAUAGACAAUCACAUUCACCAAUCCAACAAAACAACAGCCAACCACCAUCUCCACAUCAUAGUAGUGGUGGUGGUGGGUCAGGCGUACCAUCACCUCAAGGUGGACCUCCCCAACAACAAUCAUAUGACCAGUACAAUCAAGGUGGAUACGGUGUUGGAAACUAUGGCCCUCCACAACCAUCCCCAGUACCAUCACCCCAAGGAGGAGGAUAUGGUGGUCCACAGCAACAAGGUGGCCCUGUACCAUCGCCACAGGGUGGUCCCCAACAAGGUGGUCCCGUUCCAUCACCACAAGGUGGUCCACAACAACAAGGUGGAUAUGGUGGUCCACAACAAGGUUAUGGACAACAAGGUGGAUAUGGUGGUCCGCAACAAGGUGGUUAUGGUGGACCACAACAAGGUGGAUAUGGUGGACCACAACAAGGUGGAUAUGGUGGCCCACAACAAGGAGGUUAUGGUGGCCCGCAACAAGGAGGUUAUGGUGGCCCACAACAAGGUGGAUAUGGUGGUCCGCAACAAGGAGGAUACCAAUCUCCACCACAGGGAGGAUAUGGUGGUCCGCAACAAGGAGGCUAUGGUGGACCACAACAAGGAGGAUAUCCACCACAAGGUGGAUAUGGUGGACCACAACAAGGAGGCUAUGGACAAGGAGGAUACGGUGGACCACAACAAGGAGGCUAUGGUGGUCCGCAACAAGGUGGAUAUGGCGGUACACAACAAGGUUAUGGACAACAACUACCACCACCACAACAAGGUUAUGGACAACAAUUACCACCACAACAACCAUAUUCAGGUCAAUCAGUUACAUCAACUGUACCUUUACCAUACUACACUGUCUAUGUUGGUGCAGUCAACUAUCAACUAUCACCAAACUUUAAUGCUUCCAAUGAUUGUGAUGUCUUGAAAAGAGCUUUUAAAGGCAUCGGAACUGACGAAGCCACAGUCAUCAAAGUAUUAUCAAAUAGAAACCUAAGAGAAAGAAUUGCAAUCAAAGAUGAAUACAAUAGAAAGUUUGGAAAGACAUUGGAAAAGGCCCUUAAAUCUGAAACAAGUGGUAAUUUUGGUCUUGCCCUAUGUGCAUUACUUUAUGAACCACUUGAAUUUGAUGUUUAUGAAUUAUACAAGGCUAUGAAGGGAGCAGGUACCAAUGAAAAAUGUUUGGUUGAAAUCUUGGUAACAAGAGGAAACCACCAAAAGGAACAAAUCAAACAAAAAUAUCAACAAACUUAUGCCAAAACCCUCGAGGCCUUUAUCAUUGGCGAUACCUCUGGUAACUUUAAGGAAUUUUUAAAAUCAUUAUUAAAUAGAAGAGAUGAAUCAUUAACAUUUGAUCCAUAUUUGGUUGAAAAUGAUUCAAACAAAUUAUACUAUGCUGGAGAAGGUAAAAUUGGAACAGAUGAAAAGGUAUUUGUUGAAAUUUUUACUCAAAGAUCAUGGGCACAUAUGAGAGAAUUAAUCAAGGUCUAUGAACGUAAUCAUAAGAAACAUUCACUUGAAAGAGCCGUUAGAAGUGAAUUUAGUAGCCAUUUGCGUGAUGGUUUAUUGGCAGUUUUGAGUUAUACAAAUGAUCCAAUUGGAUAUUUUACAGAAUGUUUAUACGAUUCAAUGGUUGGUUUGGGCACUCGAGAUCGACAACUUAUCAGAGGCAUCAUCUCACAACAACACCAAUUGCCAACCAUUAAAGAUAAAUAUCUUUCAAAAUACGGUAAACAAUUAUCAGCUGAUAUCCAAGGUGAUACUAGUGGAGAUUAUCGUAGACUCCUUUUAGCAUUGGUUGGAUAA
Cavenderia fasciculata is the source of this 1872-nucleotide messenger RNA. RefSeq names its product annexin I (gene nxnB). Gene Ontology annotation, molecular function: calcium ion binding; calcium-dependent phospholipid binding. Bases 1 to 1872 code for a protein of 623 amino acids. Lineage: Eukaryota; Evosea; Eumycetozoa; Acytosteliales; Cavenderiaceae. The record is from RefSeq and is a predicted model, not a curated record. Gene Ontology annotation, cellular component: cytoplasm; plasma membrane. The transcript has 5 exons.